UUAUCAGAAUCAUUUCGCGAGUUGUCUUCGAACCGAGAGGAUGCUGGAGAAGAAUUCAUUCGGCACGUACAACGGAACAGAUAUAGUGGUGCAAUUUAAAGGACAUUUUUUUCAAGGAAUCGUAUAAUGGCAGUGCUGAAACCUACUGUGUUCUUCAGAUCUACGCUGCUGUUGCUUCCUAUGCUGAUUACACAAUCGCAUACUACUUGGAGUCAGACAAAUGGACAGCUAGUUCCGAUCGACCAUUCUUUGCAAUCUCAACCGGAUGAAGUUUGCUGUAACGAUCUGCUGACGGUGGAUCAUGAUCACUUUUAUCAGAAACGAUACGAGGCUACCUUGGCACUUAAGAGUGACACCACAAUUAAGGACGUAGAGAUUGACAUUCGGUUCGAUCGGGAUGUUGAUCUCCUAGUCAACUACUUCGGAACCUGCACAAGCACGAACAACCGAGACUUCCGCAUCGCGAAGUCAGGUUAUACGGUCUACGCCCAUUCCAGUAUAACCCUUAAACUGGACGUCAGUUACUCCACAACCGUACAGCCGAAACCGGUAGAAGUGCGUCUAAACGGAGUGCUCCAGUGUCCUUUGAAAGCUAGCUCCCGGGCGGCUUUCCACAUCCCAAAUCCGGCUCCAGUUUAUCGACACCCGCCAAAUAGCUGGACCCUUGUGAAUGGCCCAUCCUAUCCACAAGCUGUUCCGCUAAUACACCCGACACCUGGCGGAGACAGUUUCCCAUCCCUAUAUCCCCGUCCGAAACCAGCAUUCCCAAAUCGACCGACUGUUCCGAGAAAUUUUACCGACAAUCGAGAAAACAAGUUCAACUCCUCUUGCCAGGCUAUGAGUUCGAACAUAGUUAUUACUUCAGGCCGAUGGGACGGAAUUUUAACGUUGAACACAGAUGUUACCGUUGACCGGGUGGUUAUCGAGAUAGUGUUUGAUGGACCAAUUUAUCUCCUGGGGAACAUGUUCGGGGAAGUGCAUACUGAGGAUAACAUUCGAUUUGUAAUCGAAAACAGUACCCUCAUUUUAGCCCCGGAUGCGGAAGUAGAGUUGCACUUCUUCAUUAAAUUCAACGAAAUAGGACGAGUUCCCGAUGUACAGGAAAUUAACUUCAAUGGCAGAGACAUUUGCCGGCAGCGACGAAGAAGGGUUUCGUCCGAAACCGAAGGUCCCACGAGGGCGUUUAGCUCCGCUGAUUUUUCAUAUACUGAAGCUCCCUCCAGACAAGCGACUACUACUGAAAGUGUCUCAGAGGAAAAUUAUGACGAUAGCGAAUGUGCAACGAUGUACCCCCUUAACGAACCGAAAGUAUCUGCAAGAAUUAUCGGAGGAGUGGCGGCAAAAGCCGGAGAGAUUCCAUGGCAUGUGGCGAUUUUCCAUGAUGACCAAUAUCAGUGCGGCGGAAGCAUAAUCUCCCAACGUAGCAUCCUAACAGCUGCACACUGUCUGACGAAGGAAAACAGCAAUGAGACUCUGCAGCUGGACAUGCUAAAAGUUUACAUAGGUAUCGUAGACAUGGGCCAGGUAGAGGAUUAUUUCUAUCACGCCGUUUCGAGUGUGGUUAUUCAUCGUGACUACAACGCUGCUCAGCAUACCACGGACAUUGGAAUAGUAAAGCUCAAAAAGGAUAUCAUAUUUAAUAGCUUCAUCAAGCCGGUUUGUCUUUACGGCAAUACAACUGACAUAAGCGCCUUCUACAGUCGCUAUGGAAAGGUCGCUGGAUGGGGCUUCAACCGAAAUGGGGUUGUGUCCAAUGUGCUGAACUAUCUGGAUAUGCCCGUGGUAUCACAAAAGAAGUGUUCGCAGACAAACGUGCAAUAUAAUACCGUUUUGGCGCAUGGAGAAUCGUUCUGCGCUGGACACACUGAUGGUAAUUCUGUGUGUAACGGGGACAGCGGUGGAGGACUGGUUUUUGUGGAAAACCUUCGAUACUACUUGCGCGGGAUCGUAUCGAUCAGUGCACAGAAACGCAAUCAAUUAAUGUGCGAUCCUAACCGGUACUCAGUGUUUACGGAUGUCUCAAAGUUUCUUAAAUGGAUACGGCAGAAUAUAGAAUAGCUAUAUAAACAA
Wyeomyia smithii (pitcher-plant mosquito) is the source of this 2070-nucleotide messenger RNA. RefSeq lists its product as uncharacterized. NCBI's taxonomy places the organism in Eukaryota, Metazoa, Arthropoda, Insecta, Diptera, Culicidae. Gene Ontology annotation, biological process: proteolysis. The transcript has 8 exons. The record is from RefSeq and is a predicted model, not a curated record. Gene Ontology annotation, molecular function: serine-type endopeptidase activity. The coding region runs from base 127 to 2058 and encodes 643 amino acids.